Messenger RNA from Psilocybe cubensis, 1872 nucleotides. RefSeq lists its product as uncharacterized. The coding region runs from base 1 to 1872 and encodes 623 amino acids. The record is from RefSeq and is a predicted model, not a curated record. Gene Ontology annotation, biological process: protein phosphorylation. Lineage: Eukaryota; Fungi; Basidiomycota; Agaricomycetes; Agaricales; Agrocybaceae. The transcript is spliced from 4 exons. Gene Ontology annotation, molecular function: protein kinase activity; ATP binding.
AUGGAACAGUCGAAUUCUGUUCUAAUUUUCCUCAAGAAUGAAUUUAAGGAAAUUUCAGCUGAACUGAAACAUCGUAUGUUCAAAAACGAUGCUUGGGCUGAUUCACUUUUAGCAAACAGCCCUUUCCCGAAAGAUGACAUCCAACGCUUUCUCCAUGAUAGUCCCCUAUACGACGGCGAGAACAAGAGAUGGAAACAUCUGAAAAGAAACGUCAUUAACGAACACCACCUUACGGGUCCGUUGUCCGAGAUAAUCAGGGCGAUUAUUUACUUUGGGGGUUUGGCUGAGACUCGCGACGUUCGAUUUGAGAAAGAAAUCGACGGCCUGCAAUUGCGGAAUCGUGUUCGGGAAGAAGAUAUUGGAGAGACGGACCAACUGAGGGUGCUACCAGAUAUCACGAUCUGUGGUUUUGGGGCCAGCUUCUCGUCUGCUGCCCAUGUUUCCAAGUAUAAUGUGGCAGUGGACCUCUCGAUAUACACAAACUGUGUUACUCCAAUCCAUGUCAAGCCAAACAGCUACGUUGUUCAUACCAGCGAAAGGAUUCAAAUGGCACUUUAUGCUAGGCAAUGCUUCAAGGUGCAACAAAAUAGAAAUUUUGUUUAUUCUCUUUUCUUAACGGAGGAGUCGGCACAACUCUUCCUGUUUGACCGCAGUGGCUGUUGGUAUUCACGUCAAAUUGACAUCCACAAAGAGGCCAUAGAAUUUGUUUGUCUCGUUCUGGCCAUUAGUUCCAAGGACGAGGCGCAAAUCGGGAUCGAUCCCUGCAUAAGCUGGUCAGAGGAUAAAAGUCAAGGUUACAUAAAACUUGAUAAACAAUGUGAAGAUACGCAAAUUUACGAAAUCUUGAAUAACCAACCCCGUUGGCGACAUAACGGCUUAAUAGGAAACGGGACCUGCUGCUGGCUUGCUCGGGACCCAGAGGGAAAACUAGUAGUCGUCAAGGACAGCUGGAUUCCGGUCCCCACAGGGAAUCGCGUUGCAGAAGCUCACGUUUUGGAUUCUCUGAAAAGUGCUGGCUUGGCUCAAGGAAUCAGCAAGAUAAGGGAAUUUAACUUGCGAGAGUCCUACCCGGCCUCAUUCAUCAAGGCAGUGAUAGAUGGCAUGAGCCGAGGACCAUGCGGCAUCGAGUAUCAAGCGAAAAGACAUUCCAGAAUAAUUGUCGAAUACGCUGGGGUACCCCUUUCUGAUAUUGAGGACGCGAAAAGUGUGCUCAUCGCUAUGCGUAGUGCUAUUGCGGCCCACCAACAGUUAUGGAAUUAUCGAGUCCUCCAUCGUGAUAUUUCUAUAAGCAACAUUUUAUUGGACAACAACGGGCAGGGUACUCUUAUCGACUUCAGCGAGGCAAUCUGGCUCGAAAACGAAAACUUGGUUCCCGACUUUGCUAACCACAAUACGGGAACGAGGCCGUUCCAAUCGACCAUUGUUCUUCGAUCUCUCAAUGAUCGCACCCAAAGGACUACUCAUGACUACUUCGAUGACCUGGAGUCAUUCUUUCAUGUACUGUGCUACAUUGCGCUAAGGAACGAGUGUGCAAAGGAAAAACCAAUCUCUGUACACGCGUCGCCUAUCUUCAUCAGACCUUGGAACGAGGAGACACCUUCCCUCGAGGCCAUUUCUAAGGAGGCACUGUUCCGCGAUGAUAAUAUUUGGAAGCAGCUCAAUGCCUCUGCACCCUUUGGUGGGGUAUUUGGGACUUUACUCUCGCGGUACAGAGAGCAUCUGAAGCCGAUGGUUUUACAAAGGCUGGAUGCAGCUGAAAGCAUUGAUGAUCCAGACACUCAAAGGCCCACCUACAAAGAGCUGAGACAACACUCCAACAUUCAAUAUCCUAUGGUGCUGGCGCUAUUUGACGAUGCAAUUAAGGCCCUCUAA